Cordyceps fumosorosea ARSEF 2679 is the source of this 1107-nucleotide messenger RNA. Its product is annotated as PLC-like phosphodiesterase, TIM beta/alpha-barrel domain protein. Gene Ontology annotation, molecular function: phosphoric diester hydrolase activity. Gene Ontology annotation, biological process: lipid metabolic process. Bases 1 to 1107 code for a protein of 368 amino acids. NCBI's taxonomy places the organism in Eukaryota, Fungi, Ascomycota, Sordariomycetes, Hypocreales, Cordycipitaceae. The record is from RefSeq and is a predicted model, not a curated record. The transcript is spliced from 5 exons.
AUGAAGCUCCGCCUCGGAGUGCGGGCGGAGUUGGUGGGGUCCCGGGACCCUUGGGCUGCGCUAUCUCCGGCAGGCGACGGGGACAAGUCCAUGGACGACAUGGAUCCCGACUCGCUCCUUGACAACCUCCCAGACGCGCCGUUCGCGGCCGCCAUCCCCUCCGCCAGGGACCCCGCGCGCCUCCUGCCGCAGACCAUCGCCCACCGGGGCUACGCCGCUCGCUGGCCCGAGAACACGCUCGAAGCCAUGCGCGCCGCCGUACUUUCCGCCGGCGCCCACGCGAUCGAGACGGACGUCCACCUCACCCGCGACGGCGUCGUCGUCAUGUCCCACAAGGUGGCCGAAUGCGACUGGGCGUACAUCCAGACCCUCAGGACGGUGAGGGCGCCGCACCUCGGCAUGCCGCGCCUCAGCGACGUGUUGGAGCUGCUGCGGACGGAGGAGGGGAUGGAGAAGGCGUGGUGCAUCCUCGACAUCAAGAUUGACGACGACGCGGACAAGCUGCUCUCCAGCGUGAAGCGCGUCCUCGACUCCGUCAAGGGCCCCGUCCCUUGGGAGCAGCGCAUCCUCCUCGGCUGCUGGAACGUACGUCUCCCCCUCCCAACCCCCCCCCCCACGUACAUCACCGCCGCCCGGCGCAUCCUGCCCUCCUUCCCCCUCGCGCACAUCUCCUGGUCCCGUUCCUACACCCGCCACUUUUCCGCCGCCAUGCCCAACGUCGGCCACAGCCUGCACUUCGCCAACCUCUCCGGCCCCGGCGGCCGACGCUUCCUGCGCGACGCGGCGGGCCGCACGGCGCCGCUGCUCACGUGGACGGUGAACCGGGAGAGCUGGAUGCGGUGGCUGCUGGAGCGCGGCGGGGUGGUGGACGGGGUGGUCACGGACGAUCCGGCGCGGUUCCGGGCGGUCUGCACCCGGUGGGAGGAUGAGAUGGAGGCGGGGGGCGCGGCGGCGAGGGCGAGGGGGGUGUCGGGGUGGUGGUGCGGGUGGGCGGAUCUGCUGGAGGGGGUCAAGUUUGCGCUGCUGUGGGUGGUGCUGCAGGUCGUGGCGAGGUAUUCGCGCAGGCUCGAUACGUUGCCGGAGGUGAUGAGGCGGAAGAGAGACUAG